Messenger RNA from Haemonchus placei, 3180 nucleotides. The record is from the annotation of a GenBank genome assembly. NCBI's taxonomy places the organism in Eukaryota, Metazoa, Nematoda, Chromadorea, Rhabditida, Trichostrongylidae.
GUUAUUGUAUCGGUAGAUGAACCACCGUCUUGCUUGAAAGGAACUCAACUGUACGAUCAACUUCAAACAGACAUGCAUCUUUAUAAUCUCACUUUGCAAGGUCAAACUGCUAUAAAUCAAGCUGUCCAUGGGAAUUUUUCCGGAACACCGAAAGCACAGGAGAUUUGUGUUGGAAGAGGCUCGACUUUGCAGCUGCUUUUCUGUGAUCCAACCACAGGAAAGAUAAAAGUAUUGUGCAGUCAUGAAGUAUUUGGCAUCAUCCGCUCGCUUAUGCCAUUCCGAUUGACUGGUGGUACAAAAGAUUACAUCGCAGUCGGCUCUGACUCUGGUCGUAUUGUUGUGCUUGAAUACUCUUCUGAAAAGAAUUCUUUUCUUCGUGUGCAUCAGGAAACCUUCGGUAAAACAGGAUGCCGCCGAAUUGUUCCUGGGCAUUACCUUGCCGCAGAUCCAAAGGGAAGAGCUAUUAUGAUCGGAGCUAUUGAGCGUCAGAAAUUGGUUUAUAUAAUGAAUCGUGACGCUGAGGCUCGUCUAACAAUCUCAUCGCCUCUUGAAGCGCACAAGCAGUACACGUUGUGCUACGGAAUGGUGGGGAUUGAUGUAGGAUUCGAAAAUCCGACGUUUGCUUGUCUUGAAUUCGAUUACGAGGAUGCUGAGCAUGAUCCCACUGGUGAAGCUCUUCAAUCCACCAAGCAAACACUGACCUUCUAUGAGCUCGAUCUCGGUUUAAAUCAUGUCGUGAGGAAAUAUGCAGAACCUCUUGAUGACAAAGCAACUAUGAUUAUUGCAGUGCCUGGAGGUAAUGAAGGGCCAUCCGGCGUUAUUUUGUGCUGCGAGAACUAUCUCAUUUACAAAAACUUGGGUGAACAACCGGACAUAAGAUGUCCAAUACCACGCAGAAGGAAUGAUCUUGAUGACCCGGACCGGUCGCUUAUGAUCAUUUGCGCUGCAACUCACAAGACAAAGCUGUUGUACUUCUUCCUUCUACAGACUGAACAAGGAGAUCUUUUCAAGGUAACACUUGAAACAGAUGAGGAUCUGGUGACAGAAAUGAAGGUGAAGUAUUUCGAUACAGUGCCUGCAGCGAAUGCCAUGUGCAUUUUGAAAACUGGAUUCCUGUUCGUUGCCAGUGAAUUCGGAGAUCACCAUCUAUAUCAAAUUGCGAAUCUCGGUGAUGAUCCAGAAGAACCAGAAUUUUCAUCGAAAAUGCACCUAGAUGAAGGCGAAACGUUUUUCUACGGUAUUCGAGAGCUGAAAAGUCUUGUUCCAAUAGAUCGCAUAGACAGUUUGUGUCCGUUCACUGAUGCAUAUAUUGGUGAUUUGGCGCAUGAGGAUGCACCACAAAUAUACGCGUUGGUUGGUAGAGGUGCUCGUUCAACACUUCGCGUUUUGAGGAAUGGUUUAGAGGUGGCUGAAAUGGCCGUCUCUGAACUUCCUGGUAAUCCCAAUGCAGUAUGGACUGUCAAGAAGAAUGUUGAUGAUAAACAUGACGCAUACAUCGUGGUAUCAUUCGUGAACGCCACACUGGUGCUGGCUAUUGGUGAGACUGUAGAAGAAGCCAAUGAUUCUGGUUUCAUGGCCACAACCCCCACUCUUGGAUGUGGUAUCAUCGGUGAUGAUUCUCUGCUUCAGAUAUAUCCAGAGGGUAUUCGUCACAUUCGUUCUGAUCGUCGUGUAAACGAGUGGAAGACGCCUGGGAAACGACAGAUUGUAAAAUGUGCGAUGAACAGGCGGCAGGUGGCUGUGGCUUUGGCUGGUGGUGAACUUGUGUAUUUCGAACUCGACCCGACUGGGCAGCUGAAUGAAUUUACCGAGCGAACAUCUUGGCCUCAUGAAGUGCUUUGCAUGAGUUUGAGUGAGAUACCAGAAGGUGAACUGCGCUCUCGUUUCCUUACUGUCGGCAUUGCUGAUAGUACUGUUCGAGUGAUUUCCUUGGAUCCGCAGGAUACAUUGAGUCCGCUGAGUAUGCAAGCCCUUCCGUCUCAACCUGAAUCACUUCUUCUGUUGGAGACAACGAGUGAAGAUAGUAAAGGAUCUUCUACGAUCCAUCUUAACAUUGGUCUUCAGAACGGCUGUUUGUUACGUACUACCGUUGAUAACGUCACUGGAGAUAUGAUGGAUACCCGUACAAGAUACCUCGGAACGAGGCCUGUUCGAGUGUUUAGAGUGCGCAGUCAAAACAGGGACGCCGUUCUCUGCACGUCUUCUCGUUCUUGGUUGCUGUACCACUACCAGAAUCGUUUCCAUCUAACUCCAUUGAGCUAUGUGACAUUAGAAUCUGCCUCGAGCUUUAGUUCCGAGCAAUGCUUGGAAGGUAUUGUAGCUAUUGCCGAGAAUACAUUGAGGAUUAUGGCCGUGGAAAAACUUGGAGCUUCCUUCAACCACAUAUCAUAUCCUCUUAAAUUUACUCCACGGCGAAUGAUUGUUCAUCCUAGUGCGACUUCACUUAUGAUGAUCGAAACUGAUCAUGCUGCUUACACAACAAUCACGUUGGAUCGAAAACGAAACGAUAUGGCUGAUGACAUUGUUCGUCUUGCAAAUGAUAUGGAAGAAGUCGAACUGGCGAAGGAAAUCGCUGACGUUUUACGAAACAAUCGACCGGACGAAACGGUCUAUGGUGCUGCUAAAGCUGCUCCAGGUAAAUGGGCAUCCGCUGUUCGCCUUUUGAAUGUGAAAAGUGGAGAGGUUUUGUCCUUAUUUGAGCUACCUCAAGAUGAAGCAGCGAAAUGCAUUGCUCUCGUACAAUUUGCAACGCACCAAGAUACGUUGAUGGCUCUAGUCGGAUGUACAAUCGCUCAAAGACUGGAUCAGGUUUAUAAGUUGUGCUUAUUGUCCAGAAUUGGUCUCAUUAUUUGUUUUCUGUUCAAGGUCGCUAGAAGUACGAGAGGUUGCAUCUAUACGUUCCUUCUGACGGCAGCUGGUGACCGCUUUGAGCUCAUUCACCGUACGGAGACCCCAUAUCCAGUAAACGCUAUUCAUGAUUUCCGAGGUUCGGCUCUUGUUGGCAUGUCGAAUCAUUUGCGUCUUUACGAAUUCGGAAAGAAGAAAUUGUUGGCGAAGUGUGAGAAUAAGGUUCGUGGCAUUGUUUCACUGCACCACAUGUUUCGUUUUGUUUCGAUAGUCGAAGAUUCUAAGAGAAUAGCAGUGAGUAGUGAGAGAGUAGCGUUCAGAGAUGCGUGGUAA